UCUUUCCCAGAAAAGGAACUGUCGGAUCAGUAACCACACUGCGCUGUUUACGCCAGGAAGCGUAAAUAUAACCUUUCUCACACGAACAAAGAACGACUCAGCUUUGAAGGGAUUUUCACUUUGGAUUGCGCUGUUUAAUGCAUUUUUGUCUAUAGUUUAGUUUAGCCAUGGCAUUGUUUGAGAAAACGUCUCAUUCAGAAUUGUACGUGCGUAAAUUAUAAAGAGCGUGUUUUACGCACAGAUUGGAUGGAUUCAUAGUGUUAGUCCUUAUUAUUAUUAUCAUUGCUAUUAUCUGCUUGUAGGGAUCCUCCGCAGGUAUGUUUUCACUUUUUUACGGUUUUGUAAUGUUCUGCGCACUGGGCUGCCCGCACCAAGCCGGCGGUCAAGCGGACGACGGGAAGCGGUACAUCUGCCGAGCGGUGCCCCUCGUCGGCGACACCAGCUGCCCGGUGACCUUAUUACCCGAAAUCAACAACAACGGGGGACAGGAAGAGGAGCUCCGCAACACCGUCAUGCAGCUUCGAGAGACUAUCCUGCAGCAGAAAGAAACCAUUUCCAAGCAACUCGGCACCAUCAACGAGCUGACCACCAAGCUGUCCCUCUGCGCGUCAACCAGCGAUGAUCGAAAGUACGAAAAAGGGGCUCCUUGGGGCAAAGUGAAGCAAAACACAAUGGGAGACGUCCCCAGAGAUCCAAAUGACACUGUGGAGAAUCUUGGCAAAACAAUGCAGGGGCUCAAGGACCGGCUGGAGAACCUGGAGCAACAGCAGAUGCGGGCCAACAUAUCCGGCGCGUCCUUCCCCAGCGAGCUGCGUGACUUGCUGCAGCGUCGCCUGGUCGAGCUGGAGAAACAGCUGCUGAGGAAAGUCAGCAACCUGGAGGAGGAGAAGAGCAUGCUGUCCAACGCCACAGCGGCGUACCGGCUGAAGACGGAAAGUACGCUCAACGCCCUGGUGGAGAGGAUAAGUGAGCUCGAGAAAGGAGGGGAAGACUUCAAGACCCCUGAGCAGUUCAAGCUCUCCCUACCGCAGCGUACAAACUACUUGUACGGCCGCAUCAUCAAGAGCCUCCCCGAGAUGUAUGCGUUCACGCUUUGCAUGUGGAUCAAGUCCAAUGCCUCUCCGGGCAUCGGGACGCCUUUCUCCUACGGUGUGCCCGGACAAGCCAAUGAGAUUGUGCUGAUCGAAUGUGGCAAUAACCCAAUUGAGCUGCUCAUCAAUGACAAGGUUGCGCAGCUGCCGUUGGAGGUUCGUGACGGAAGGUGGCACCACAUCUGCAUUUCCUGGACCACCAGGGAUGGACAGUGGGAGGCCUAUCAGGAUGGGGAAAAGCAAGGGGCAGGAGACAACCUGGCAGCGUGGCACCCGAUUAAACCAGGAGGGGUUAUCAUCCUGGGCCAGGAGCAGGACGUUGUAGGUGGACGCUUUGAUGCCGGUCAGGCCUUCGUGGGAGAACUGAGUCAAGUCAAUAUCUGGGACCGCGUUCUGAAGCCAGCCGAGAUCCAGUCGAUGGCCAACUGCACGUCGUACUUGCCCGGUAAUGUGAUCCCAUGGCUGGUGAGCAAUGUGGAGGUGUUUGGGAGAGGAGCCUUCAAGAGGCCCUUGGAGAUGUGUCUGGAGCGUCUGCCUAAUACUUAAACGCAUCUCAUCUGCCAUUGUUGUUAAUUAGCUGCUAUUUCUGCGCAUUCAUUUCAUUUCUAAUUACUGUGAGAGUGUUUAUGGAAGCUGUGAAAAGCAACAUUGUGAGUGAGGCAUAGAACACUGGAUGUGCAAAUUAGGUAACACUCUUACGGGCUACUUGCUUACUGUUUUUGCUACCUGGUGUCAAGUCAGUUGAGUCCACGGUUCCUUUGUGUGUUACCGUCGCCCUAUUAUAACUCCUCCAUCCUCAGAAGCUUUGGACACACACACACACACACACACACACACACACACA
Messenger RNA from Hippocampus comes (tiger tail seahorse), 1935 nucleotides. RefSeq names its product neuronal pentraxin-2-like. The record is from RefSeq and is a predicted model, not a curated record. The transcript is spliced from 5 exons. Bases 318 to 1637 code for a protein of 439 amino acids. Lineage: Eukaryota; Metazoa; Chordata; Actinopteri; Syngnathiformes; Syngnathidae.